GGUGUUCACUUUUCAUUCGUUCCUCCAAAUUCCAAUCAUUUAACGGGUAUAAAAAUCUGAUCUUUGCAAGUAAUUAGCUUUCAAUGGUCCACGUCCGGUAAGAGUGCGUCUUCUUAAACCCCCGCCCGCCUAAACCUCCUGUUUAAUUCAAAUCAUGUUUCCUGAUGAUUCCCAUCUGUUUCGCAAUACCCAUUUAUAGCCAUCUCCAUAUUCAGUUCAAUAUACGCGAUUUGCAGUACAGUAUACGGAAUUGUGUUCGAAUAAAGUUCUGAAUAGCAUUGAUUUCCGUUUUCCGGAAUACCUGGACUGGAAUCUUGUGAAGGAAGGAAGAUCUCUCUUCUCUGACCCUUUCUCCGAUUUGUCCUCUUAUUAUUCUCUUUGUCUCACUUUAUUUGGUGCCUCAAUCAUGCCGGGCACUCAUUCUAGUAGUAACGCUGAAGCAUCCGCGGAGAAUAGGCUGACUCCCUCGACCUCCUUCAGGAGCCGGAGGAAGCCGGCUGCGUCGCGUGCCGGCUCCGAAGCCGAUGACUUCUUCAACCUCUUGCACGGCUCCGAUCCCGUCCGUGUUGAGCUCACUCGCCUCGAAAACGAAGUCCGAGAGAAAGAAAGAGAACUGGGAGAGGCACAUGCUGAGAUAAAGUCUUUGAAGUACUCUGAGCGCCUAAAAGAGAAGGCUGUUGAGGAGCUGACCAAUGAACUAAAUAAAGUGGAUGAAAAGCUAAAAAAGGCCGAAGCUCUUAUAGACAGCAAGAAUCUUGAAGUAAAAAAAUUAAAUGAUGAGAAAAAAGCUGCCCUGGCUGCUCAAUUUGCUGCAGAAGCCACUCUUCGGAGGGUACAUGCAGCUCAAAAAGAUGACGAAUUACCACCUAUCGAGGCAAUCAUAGCACCACUGGAGGCAGAACUAAAACUUGCAAGAUUAGAGGUAGCAAAACUUCAAGAUGACAAUAGAGCACUUGAGCGCCUUACUAAAUCUAAAGAAGCUGCUCUACUGGAAGCCGAAAAUACUGUUCAAAUGGCUUUAGCUAAGGCUGCUUUAGUGGAUGACUUGCAGAACAAAAACCAAGAACUGAUGAAACAGAUUGAGAUAUGCCAGGAAGAGAAUAAAAUUUUAGACAAAAUGCACAGACAGAAGGUUGCAGAAGUUGAAAAGCUAACUCAAACAGUUCGUGAACUAGAAGAAGCAGUAUUGGCUGGAGGGGCUGCGGCUAAUGCCGUAAGGGAUUAUCAGAGAAAAAUCCAAGAAAUUAAUGAGGAGAAAAGACUUCUAGAUCGAGAACUAGCUCGUGCCAAAGUAUCUGCAAACCGUGUAGCGGUUGUUGUUGCAAAUGAGUGGAAAGAUUCAAAUGAGAAAGUAAUGCCCGUAAAACAGUGGCUUGAAGAAAGAAGAUUCUAUCAGGGUGAAAUGCAACAGCUUCGAGAUAAGCUAGCAGUGGCAGAACGCACUGCAAAGGCAGAAGCACAGCUAAAAGAGAAAUAUCAAUUACGAUUUAAAGUAUUAGAAGAAAGACUUAAAUCCACUCCUCCCAAUGUUACCUCCUCCCGUACUGCAUCAUCAUCAGAAAUAAGAAGUGUCAGCAAUGGGCGUGCUCGCCGGCAGUCAUUUGGAGGUGUUGAAAGCAUGUCCAAACCGUCCUUAAACGGAUCCUUGUCAAGAAAACCCAAUUACUCCCGAACAAACAGUGCUCGAUUUUCAUUGAAUAAAGUAAAUAACAUGCCAACAACUUUGAAUGGAGGUAGCAAAUCAGAAGAAGAUAAGGGUCAACUCUUGGAGAAUUUAGAUGACAAAGAUCACGAAUCUGGAAAUCUGCACACUUUGCAUGAAAAUGGAAACGGGAAAAUUACUGAUAGAACGAAACUGGAGAACGGAGAUUAUGUUUCUGGUGCAGUGUAUGAUAUGCUGCAGAAAGAGGUCAUAGCUUUGAGAAAAGUCUGCCAUGAGAAAGAUCAGAUGGUCAAGGACAAGGACAAUGCAAUUGAGAUGUUGGCGAAAAAGGUGGAUACAUUAAAUAAAGCUAUGGAGAUAGAAGCAAAGAGAAUGAGAAGAGAGAUGGCUGCAAUGGAAAAGGAAGUAGCUUCAAUGCGUAUAGGGAAGGAACAAGAUCAAAAGAUUCGGCAACGUGCAAGUUCUGUUAGGCUGGCUGCAAAUGGUGCUAAUACUGCCUCACGCCUUCACUGAGAUAUUCUGAAGGGAUAACACUCACAUUCUCAUUCAAAUGCAUCAUAGCUUAGUCUCACACGUCUAGAUCCGGUGGUUCAUCUUUGGUUGACUAGCUAGCUGCAAUGGACUUUAGGUGUUCCUAACAUUAUCAUUCAGUCAUGUACAUCUCUGUGUAUAACAUUUUAUUGCCAGUCAGGGUUCAGCAAAUCUUUUGAAAGUGUGCUGUCAAAGAAGGCAGAUGAUAUAGGGAAUGGGGUUUGGCGUGAUUGAUAGUUUGAUACCAAAAAUCAUGUGAAAUAUCGAAACCUAACUUCAAAUCACCUGGUUGCUAACUCAUGUUCAAUUAAUUUUAUUUACGACGG
Molecule: messenger RNA, 2520 nt
Organism: Cuscuta epithymum
Lineage: Eukaryota; Viridiplantae; Streptophyta; Magnoliopsida; Solanales; Convolvulaceae
Source: the annotation of a GenBank genome assembly